Messenger RNA from Prunus dulcis (almond), 851 nucleotides. RefSeq lists its product as uncharacterized. Bases 71 to 703 code for a protein of 210 amino acids. The record is from RefSeq and is a predicted model, not a curated record. The transcript has a single exon. Lineage: Eukaryota; Viridiplantae; Streptophyta; Magnoliopsida; Rosales; Rosaceae.
UUCAGCAACUGAUUUAAGUGGUGGCCAUGACCAAAUUGUCUCCAAAAAAUAUAACACUUUAUUUCCAGCCAUGAACAAGCAUCGAUUUUCUUCUCGACGGACACCAUCAUUUUCUUCCUCCUCCUCAUCAUCCUUCUCCUCGUGUUCUUCAUCUUUUUUAUCAUCGUCAUCCUGUAAUCCUGAUCAUCAUGAUCCUUCUCCUCUUAGUCCGGCCACCCCACUUCGAUUUUCCGGCGUCCCAUUUUCUUGGGAACAUUUUCCCGGAAUCCCAAAGAAACUAAACAGCAGCAAGAAGGAAUUAUAUUCCUCAUUGAAGCGUCUCCCACUGCCUCCUCCCACCACUACCACUAAAAGUACACAAAAACCCUCGAAAAAGUUCAUCUUGGAUAACAUUGGGGUCAAUGUGAGGCACAAAAACCCUAGGGGACAUUCUAGUGAUUUUGCAAAGGAUCCUUUCUUUGCUGCAAUGGUUGAGUGUUCUAAAGAUGCUCAUGAUGACGAUGAAGAAGAAGAAGAAGAAGAAGAAGAAUCAAAUGCUAGCUUUUCAAGUGGUGCCAAGGUCUCAAGGAGUUCAAGUGAGAGGUUCGGAUUUGUCAAUCUUUAUACAUCUUGUAAGAGAACUUGUGCAGUUUCUGGAUCCAUCAUACAUCUUCCAAGGCCAAGUAGAACUUCUUAUGAUCUGAUCAAUCGCCUAUCCCGAUAAGUUUAUGAUCCUUACAAGUUUAAUUUCCUUUUUUUUUUUUUUAAUAUAAAAGUUUCUUUGGCCUUUGAGCAUGUAAGUCUGAAAAUAGAAUAUAUAUAUAUAUAUAUAAGUAAGGAACAGUGCUGGAUUUCUCUGUUCAAUGUAUGAU